Messenger RNA from Girardinichthys multiradiatus, 5337 nucleotides. Its product is annotated as P2R1A-PPP2R2A-interacting phosphatase regulator 1. Gene Ontology annotation, molecular function: protein serine/threonine phosphatase inhibitor activity. NCBI's taxonomy places the organism in Eukaryota, Metazoa, Chordata, Actinopteri, Cyprinodontiformes, Goodeidae. The coding region runs from base 44 to 694 and encodes 216 amino acids. The record is from RefSeq and is a predicted model, not a curated record. The transcript is spliced from 9 exons.
GACGGCUUACCACGCCGCUACCGCUGGGCCUGCGCGCCGAGGGAUGGAACGGAUGGAAGUGGACCAAUGCGCAGGCGCAGGAGGCGGGGCUCUUCGGAGAUCAAACAGCGCCCCCAUGAUUACCAACGUCAGUGAUGGGAUGACCGUCUUCAGUCCCGUGUCCUCGGCCCGGUACAGACGCAGCAGCGUGUCCAUCAAUCCAUCACAGAUCGUUCCCUUGUCUCCUUUCUCCCUGAGCGGAGAUAGACUCGAUCACAAGAGGCCGGACGAGAACAUGGAGAUGAUGCUCCGAGGAAACAUGCACAGACUCAGUUCUUCCAGUCUGAUUCCAGCUUCUCCAGUCAGUCAGUGGCAUGACCACACCUCAAUGUGGUUUCCAGCUCAGGACAGCGGCGUCACACCCAACUCCUCUCCGAGUCCCACCCGGAGGUUCAGACCUGCGGUCAGCGCCACCGUCAGAUGGCCGGUGUUGACGCCUCUGAAGAGGAAAGGCGGGAUGGACUCAGACGGACCUCCGAAGAAGCUUUUUGUUGCCGGGGUAACAGACCCCACCCAUCGCAGCAGCAGCUACACCGUCAGUGUCUCUCAGUCAACGGUGGACUCUCCACCCAUAGGGGGCGUCGGUCCUCAGCCCCGCCCACUUUCUCUGUCUCCUCCCCCCACCUUCACCCCCCAUCACCACCCCGGACACUAAAGCUCCAUGUGUCACUGUGGGCCCACAGCCACCAGCAAGAGGAACAGCAGCCCUCAUCGCACCUUAUUUUUUAUCCAAUUAGCUGCCAGCAACACUGUAAGCCCCGCCUCUUCCUGCAGACAGACACGUCACCUUGAGUUCGCCCUGGUUUCUGCUCUGACAGUGAGCUGACGUCUGGUCUGAAUGUAGAGAGACAGUUCUGAUCUGCUCAUCAGCGCCACCUGUUGGCCCGUCACAUAUUUUCCUCCAGAACCCAGCUGAGGGUGGACUUGAGGACACGCUGGUUGUGUCGCUGGGCAGAAAAACGUCCUGGGAGGUUCCUGGUUGUAGCUGAUGAACAGCAGCUGAUCAUUAAGAAGAAGAAGCAGGAAACCGGCUCGGUCCAGGACUCACCUCAUCUGCAGUAGCACUCUGAAGACUCCUCUGCUUCAGCUCAAAUCUCCAUUUAAACCAGUCAGACCAUCCUGGUUCUGCAGUUCCAUGUCUUCUUCUCGGGAGUCAGGUUUUUUUCUGGGUUGUCGUAGAAGAACGUGGAGAAAUAUUUUCAGCCUGUUGGUGCAGAUGGUUUAUGAAGUCACUUCAGGAACAUUUAGGAGAAACGUUUGGAGAAACGUCAGCAGAACUUUGAGGUUUUCAGGUUGGAACUGUUUCAAGGUAUUUCUCUUAGAAAUCCAGCUGGAAGUGUCUUCAUCCCAACUCCAAACAGAAGCUGCAGAGACUGGAGCAGUUGAGUUUCUGAAGGUUUCAGAGAAGCUUCCGUUUGGAGUUGGUUUGUUAAACGUUGGAGUUGUUCUGGGCCGGGGCUCCCAGUCAGUAGAACCGGUCUUUGUGUUAAUAAUGUAUCUAUAUGUACAUAGUGGACUUGGUUCUUCCUCCCAGCUGUGUUCUCCUCUCUGACCGACGUCUGCUCAGAUGUUUUGAUCAGGUUUCCAUGACAACGUUUAAUUUGAAAUGUUUACCCAUAAAACCUCAUCAGGCCCAUUUCCUCCACAGCGAGGUAACCGUGUAGCCUGGUCUGCAGGUGGCGCUAUAGAGUGGAAUGAACAUGAAGAGUCAUGGUGAACAGAAUGUCUCUCAAGGUCCACAUAUCUGCUUAGAGGGAAACAGAGUUCGGUCCGUUAAGGUCUGAGUGAAAACCUGAGUCCAGUUCAUGAUCCAGCAGCUUGGAGAACCAUUGAGUCCAGUUCAUGAUCCAGCAGCUUGGAGAACCAUUGAGUCCAGUUCAUGAUCCAGCAGCUUGGAGAACCAUUGAGUCCAGUUCAUGAUCCAGCAGCUUGGAGAACCACUGAGUCCAGUUCAUGAUCCAGCAGCUUGGAGAACCAUUGAGUCCAGUUCAUGAUCCAGCAGCUUGGAGAACCACUGAGUCCAGUUCAUGAUCCAGCAGCUUGGAGAACCACUGAGUCCAGUUCAUGAUCCAGCAGCUUGGAGAACCAUUGAGUCCAGUUCAUGAUCCAGCAGCUUGGAGAACCAUUGAGUCCAGUUCAUGAUCCAGCAGCUUGGAGAACCAUUGAGUCCAGUUCAUGAUCCAGCAGCUUGGAGAACCAUUGAGUCCAGUUCAUGAUCCAGCAGCUUGGAGAACCACUGAGUCCAGUUCAUGAUCCAGCAGCUUGGAGAACCAUUGAGUCCAGUUCAUGAUCCAGCAGCUUGGAGAACCACUGAGUCCAGUUCAUGAUCCAGCAGCUUGGAGAACCACUGAGUCCAGUUCAUGAUCCAGCAGCUUGGAGAACCAUUGAGUCCAGUUCAUGAUCCAGCAGCUUGGAGAACCACUGAGUCCAGUUCAUGAUCCAGCAGCUUGGAGAACCACUGAGUCCAGUUCAUGAUCCAGCAGCUUGGAGAACCAUUGAGUCCAGUUCAUGAUCCAGCAGCUUGGAGAACCAUUGAGUCCAGUUCAUGAUCCAGCAGCUUGGAGAACCCGCUUCGUUAACUCCAGCAGUGGUUUCCUUUCUGACUUCAUCUUUGGAUGAUGACUCAGUGUGGACCAAGCUUCAGCUGCUGGACCUCACAUUUGACUCCAGAAUACUUUGGUCCACUUGAUGACUGCAGGGAACCCAGUUGCUGCAAAACAAGCCCAAAUCAUCAUCUCACCACCACCGUGUUUGGUUGGGAAGAGGUGUUUGUGCUGAUCUGCUGUGUUUGGGUUUCUCCAAACAUGGUUCUGCCCAUCAUGGACAAACAUCUCUACGUAUCCGGUCCGGAGGACAAUGUCCAAGAAGUCUUCUCCUUCAUCCAGAUGUGGCUUUGCUAACCAAAGUCCUGCAGCCAUCUUGUUUUUCAACCCUUCCAAACAGCCACACUGGUUCAGUGUCAUGACCUUUAACCUGCUAACUGAAGCUUGUAGAGUCUGAGAUGGAGCUCUUGGGGUUUUUGGUCAUUUCUCUGAGCUUCACGCUCUGACCUUGGGAUGAAUCUGCUGGGACGUCCACUCCUGAGACUGUUUCCUCUUGGGAAUGAUCUAUCUUUCUGCUGGAUGAUGGACUUCAGAUAGUUUGGAGAUGACCUGAAGAUGAACCCUUCCCAGGUUGACGGGCAGCAGCAGCUGCUGCCCUGGGAUCAUUGCUGAUGUCUUUCCAUCCUGGCAUAGUGUUAACACCAACCUGUAGGCUCCAGAGAAACAAACUGCUGCUGUUACAGAGGUCUUCACACUGAUGGUGAUCAGUUAAUUUAUGCAUCUGAUCAGCAAAUCCUGGCUCACAGUUUUCCUCUUAAAUCCUGUGGAAGUAGUGAGGGUGUACUUAGUUUUUCAAUCACUGUUUCUGCAUCUCGUUUUAGGUUUUCAUUAAUAAUGAAGAAUAUGUUGUGUGUUUUUGAAUAUGUGAGGAUCCAAACACAGCUAGGACCUGAGGACUUCUGUUAUCUGUCCAGUGGUUGAUUUACUGUUACCAUGACAACAGGGAAGUUUGGUGGAAGGAUGCAAACAGAAACCUGCAGAAGGUUAAAAUCAGCGUAAAACUGAAAGCUGAGCAUCGUUACAUAACCAGAUUCUGGCCUGUAGGAGAUUUAUGGAGUAAAAAGUCUGUAAUUGAACCCAAACAUAAUGCGAUUUUGCACAUAUUCACAGUUCUGUUCAGAACCAUCAUCAUCCCCUUGUUUUCAUUUUUAUACUAAUGGGUCAUAGCGUCCAGCAGAUGGUAUCGAUGGUAAUAUCUCGCCGGUCUUGUUCUGAAGUCUGUGGAGCCUCAGCAGGACCCACAGAGACUCGGUAGAACUGUAAAACUUUCAGCAGUCCAGAACCAGGCCCGGUUCUUCCUCUGCUUCCAGCUUUUGCACUUUCACAGUAUUGUACAGUUUUCUACUUCCAUCCAUCGCUGUGCCUCAACGCGUCAUUUCAGGGGAUCGGGUUCAGAGGUCCGCACCUGAAGAUCAUCUGUGUCGUGUUCAUAUGUAGAGUCCAUAUAAGCUGUUCUCACAUCAGUGUCUUUAAUUUCCUGUGCAGAACAGAACCGGAGCGGAGAGACCGAAUUCUGACAUGACUUUGCACAGAGAAUCAUUUUAUUCCUUUCCUCUGGACCGAUUUGCUGCUUCUCUUUACCUGCUUUAUUCCUGGCCUUGUUACCAUCUCAGAGAGUCCAAUCUGUUUCAAGAUGGUUCUGAGUGGACCGCUCACAGCAUGUGGAGCAAAGCUUUAGAACAACGGAUCAAGGAGACGAAUAUUUCAGGAGAAACACGUUCAGAACAUGUCUGUGUUUCCAUGUUGAAAGGUUUCGUUACCGUUUUGAAGCCAAAGUGAGCUGGAUGUGGUUCUGGAGCAGUUUGGACUCUCCUCUGAGGUAACUGGCUACUAAACGUUGCUGUACAGACACCGACUGUAGCUUUAACUCACCUUUCUGUGGAUUAUUUCCUAUUUGCACAUCCCUGUUACUGAGAGGAACUAUGAAGAAGAGAUGGUUCUCCUGUAGCUGGAUCCCAGAGUGGUGCCGGAGAACUGGAGGAAUCGGCACAAACUUCUGCUUCAAAGAAGCUUUUUAAGCCAAAAAAUGUCGUAAUAAACUGGGAUUCAGGACAGGAUUCCCGACCGGACUUCCUGCUCAGCUUUUAUUUCCUUUGCUCAUAAUCUGGUUUCAUACUGAAGUCAGUUUGGAUCUUAGUUCACUUUUUGUUUUCUCAGAACCUGAAAUGUUGUAGCAAAGACAGGAGAAGCUGUUUCAGUAUUAAAGAGUUUCCUCUGGAAGACCAAAGUGUUUUGUUGGCAGAAUAUUUGUCAUUUGUUUCCUCAUUAUGUUCAGAGUUCUGCAGCCCACAGAGACGUUCUUCAGAUGAUCAGAACCCUGGUUAAUCCCUCUGAGCUGAUCCGUUCUGCUUUUUAGCCUGAAUGUUGGAAAUGGAUCAACCGAGGGAAAGCUGGUUAAAAUCUAAAACCGGUUUUAAUUGAAGAGGUCAGUUUUUGAUCUGCCGCGCUGACGGUCUUCCAGGGUGAGAUCCGGGUUUAAAAAGGGCUGCUGGCGUUUGGGUCACAAAGGGAACUAAAAGCACAUCUGUAAAUAUUUCUUUCCAGCACAGAUGAGACGAUGUAUUUUUAUGAGUUCAUUCCCACGAAAAGAUCCCCUUCAGAGAUUUUAGUGGAAACGAUUCAUGCACACAAUAAAUAUAAUUAUAUAUAUAUUGUUUAUUAAAGCUACCAGUAAAAUAAAGUCUGUACUAUCAAA